Molecule: messenger RNA, 3764 nt
Organism: Sceloporus undulatus (fence lizard)
Lineage: Eukaryota; Metazoa; Chordata; Lepidosauria; Squamata; Phrynosomatidae
Gene: PITRM1
Product: pitrilysin metallopeptidase 1
Exons: 27
Coding region: 141-3248 (1035 amino acids)
Biological process (GO): protein processing
Cellular component (GO): mitochondrial matrix
Molecular function (GO): metal ion binding
Source: RefSeq, a predicted model, not a curated record
CUGGAGCUGGUGGGACAAGAUGGCGGAGGCAGGGGUGCGCAUGCGCGCUAUGAGACUGUCGGGCAAGUGAGGCCCAGCUGCUGCUUCUUUCUUUCCUCCCAUUUCCUCUCUUGUGGCGGCUGAGGAGGCUGGGCUCCGGCAUGUGGGGCCGGUGGUUGUCUCUGAGGAGCCUGGGCCGUCUAAGUAGUUCUAGAUUAUUUGGUCCACAAUUGUGGAGAUGGAAGAGCAGUUCUGCUAAUGAAAGAGCAUUGCAGUACAAGACUGGCGAUUGCAUUCAUGGAUUCACAGUCAACAAGGUGACAACUGUACCUGAGUUAUUCUUAACUGCUGUUAACCUCAGCCAUGAUAAGACGGGAGCCAAAUAUUUGCAUGUGGCACGAGAGGAUUCCAAUAAUCUAUUCAGUGUUCAAUUCCGCACCACCCCCAUGGACAGUACAGGUGUUCCUCAUAUCCUUGAACACACCGUGCUUUGUGGUUCACAAAAAUAUCCUGUCAGAGAUCCCUUCUUUAAAAUGUUAAACAGGUCGCUCUCCACCUUUAUGAAUGCAUUUACAGCUAGUGACUACACACUGUACCCAUUUUCUACCCAAAAUCCUAAGGAUUUUCAGAAUCUUCUGUCUGUUUACCUUGAUGCUGUGUUUUUUCCUUGUUUGAGACAUCUAGAUUUCUGGCAGGAAGGCUGGAGGUUAGAACAUGAGAAUCCUAAAGAUCCUCAAACACCAUUAACCUUCAAAGGAGUUGUUUUCAAUGAAAUGAAGGGUGCAUUUACAGACAAUGAGAGGGUAUUCUCUCAGCACCUUCAGAACAAACUUCUUCCUGACCACACAUACGCAGUUGUGUCUGGUGGCCACCCCUUGAAGAUCCCUGAUCUUUCCUGGGAACAGCUGAAGGAGUUCCAUGCCACACAUUAUCAUCCCAGUAAUGCAAGGUUUUUCACAUAUGGCAACUUUCCACUAGAGCAUCACUUGAAACAAAUUCAUGAGGAAGCUCUGAGUAAAUUCCAGAAAAUUGAACCAAAUACUGCUGUCCCACCACAGCAACUCUGGGAAAAGCCUAGAGAACAUUGUGUGACAUGUGGCACGGAUGCCUUUGCUACAGACUCUAAGAAGCAGACAAUGGUCAGCAUCAGCUACCUCCUGGCAGACAUUACAGAUACUUUUGAAACUUUCACAUUAAACCUGUUGUCUUCUCUCUUGGUUGGUGGUCCUAAUUCUCCCUUUUAUAAAGCUUUAAUCGAAGCUGGACUAGGAACGGAUUUUUCACCCGAUAUUGGGUUUAAUGGCUCAACGCGAGAAGCUUAUUUCAGUGUAGGCCUCCAAGGGAUUUCUGAAGAAAACAUUGAUACUGUGAAGGAAAUUAUUGCCAGAACUAUUGAUGAAGUUAUUGAGGAUGGUUUUGAGGAAGAAAGAAUUGAAGCGCUGCUGCACAAAAUUGAAAUCCAGAUGAAGCAUCAAUCAACUAGUUUUGGGCUUGCCUUAACUUCAUAUAUUGCCUCCUGCUGGAACCAUGAAGGUGAUCCUGUGGACCUUUUGAAGAUUGCUGAGAAAGUGACUCAGUUCAGACAGUGCCUCAAGGAGGAUCCCCAGUUCCUUCAAAAGAAAGUAAAGCAGUACUUCAAGGAUAACCCCCAUAGACUGACACUGUCAAUGAGUCCGGACAUGACUUUCUAUGACAAACAAAAAGCGAUGGAAGAAGCAAAACUGAAAGAAAAAGUUGAGGCUCUUUCUGAGGCAAAGAAGAAACAAACCUAUGAAAAAGGUUUGGAGCUGCUGGAUCUGCAAAGCAAGCAGGAAGACACAUCUUGCCUUCCAGCUUUGAAGGUUUCAGACAUUGAGCCUAGGAUUCCAUUUACUGAACUUGAGAUGUCACUUACAGCAGAAGAUGUCCCUGUCCAGUACUGUGCUCAGCCCACGAAUGGCAUGGUGUAUUUCAGAGCUGUUUCAAGCCUAAACACCCUCCCGGAAGAGCUCAGGCCUUACGUUCCACUAUUUUGCAGUGUCAUUACGAAGAUGGGAUGUGGAGCUCUGAGCUAUAGAGAACAGGCACAAGAAAUAGAUUUGAAGACUGGUGGCCUUUCCGUUGGCCCACACAUCACAGCAGAUGACUCCCAUUUAGACAUAUAUGAACAAGGUGUGCUCUUCUCUUCUCUCUGCCUGGACAGAAAUCUGCCUGACAUGAUGCACAUUUGGAGUGAAAUAUUCAACAAUCCCCAUUUUGAAGAUGAGGAGCACUUCAAAGUCUUGGUGAAGAUGACAGCUCAAGAGCUGUCAAAUGGAAUCCCCGAUUGUGGACACCUGUAUGCUUCAAUUAGAGCAAGCAGAACCCUAACACCUGCAGGAGAACUGCAUGAAAUGUUCAGUGGCAUGGAACAGGUGAAACUAAUGAAGCGAAUUGCAGAAAUGUCUGACAUCAAGCCUGUGCUCCGCAAAUUGCCACGCAUCAAGAAACACCUCUUAAAUAGCGAUAACAUGCGAUGUUCAGUGAAUGCUACACCUCAGCAGAUGCCCAGUGCUGCAAAAGCAGUAGAAAAAUUUAUAAAGGGCAUUGCCAGGAGUAAAAAGGAAAGGAAGCCCAUCCGUCCACAUGUGAUUGAGAAACCUUCAGAUCCCAAAACUGCUGGUGAUGAAGCUCUUGCUUGCUUGCAGAUCACCAGGAAGCUAAUUACGGAUCCCACUUUCCAGCCAUGUCAGAUGAAGACCCAUUUCCUGCUUCCCUUUCCCGUUAAUUAUGUUGGUGCCUGUGUGCGAACUGUUCCCUUCACAGCCCCAGACCAUGCAAGUCUCCGUAUCCUUGCCCGGUUAAUGACUGCAAAGUUCCUGCAUACAGAAAUCAGAGAGAAAGGAGGUGCCUAUGGUGGUGGUGCACGGCUUGCCCAUAAUGGCAUAUUUGGUUUCUACUCCUACAGAGAUCCAAACUCACUGAGUACUCUGGAUACUUUUGAGAAAGCUACUGAAUGGGCCAAGAUGGGCAAAUUCACUCAGCAGGACAUUGAUGAAGCCAAGCUUGCCAUAUUUGCAGCUGUAGAUGCUCCUGUUGCUCCAUCUGACAAAGGAAUAAAUAACUUUUUACAUGGAAUCUCUGAUGAGAUGAAGCAGCGGCACAGGGAGCAUCUUUUUACAGUUGGCAAGGAUAAUCUGAUAGAUGCAGCCAAUAAAUAUCUUACUCCUGGGAAGAGCACAAGAGGACUGGCUAUUCUUGGGCCAGAAAACCCAGACACUGCCAAAGACCCAUCGUGGGUGAUACGAUGAUAUUUGCUGUUGUCCUGGUUUAGAGGAUAUCAAACCAAUUAAUAUGACAAAUACCAAAAUAACUUUGAAACAUCGUCUCCCCUUUGAAAGUGCUUUUAGGACAAGAAGCCAUUUCCACUUCACCAUUUUAAAGAACUUGGAGCUGCUGUAGUGUUUUUAUUGAAGAAAGAUUUUUGCAGUGAUGUCUCUUUCAUGAAACACAUGCUUUUUCCUUACAAACUUGAGUUCUAGAUUAUGGCCAUUAUCUAGCUAGUUAGUUGUAACUGCAUUGCGUCAAAGCCACAGUUUGUUCUAACUGGCUAUACUUUUAGCUAGAUUGUUCCCACCACUGUAAAAAUAUCCACCUAUUUUGUAGAAAUAGAAUGAUGCUUUCCAGUGGCUUAUCAUCAAUCAUGUCCAAUUCAAGGAAUAUCAUGGUUUUAAACAUAACUGUCCAGUGGACUGACAUUUUUCUGUACUGUCAUUUAAAUACUUUAUGUCUCUGUUUUGUGCCAUUAAAUAUUUCAACCCCGAUGA